This is a messenger RNA of Drosophila eugracilis, 2425 nucleotides long. It is a transcript of the gene mthl15, whose product is annotated as G-protein coupled receptor Mth2. Bases 231 to 2282 code for a protein of 683 amino acids. The transcript has 7 exons. Gene Ontology annotation, cellular component: membrane. The record is from RefSeq and is a predicted model, not a curated record. Gene Ontology annotation, molecular function: G protein-coupled receptor activity. Gene Ontology annotation, biological process: cell surface receptor signaling pathway; G protein-coupled receptor signaling pathway. Lineage: Eukaryota; Metazoa; Arthropoda; Insecta; Diptera; Drosophilidae.
CGUAUCCGUAUGUGUGUAGACCAAAUGUUUACCCAUAAACAUUCGCAUUUGCUCGUGAAGGAAUUGCGAAGACUUCAGUUCGUUAAAUCCGCCAACUGCAUGCGGUUCGACGUUUAUAUUGCCCGAUAACGAUUCAAUGAUAAGAUAUGAAAAGUCCGUUCUAAGAAAAGAUACAAACAUUACACAAGCUCGAAAAUUGGUCAUUGAAUAUAAAAUCCAAGGCGUAAACAAUGAUCAUCGGACUAACUUUAGCGUGCCUGAUUUUAAGUGGCAUUUCAAAAGUUUUUGCGGUUCAAAUGUGCUGCACCCCGAAUUCAAUGAUAUUUAAAUAUCGCGGUUCGGAUAAUUCAGAAAUUUUCCAGUGCGCUUCAGCUGAAAGCAACCUUAAAGAAUUUCCAGAUUUAGCCCAAGUGAUAGGCAAAUUGAUAGCCCCAAGAGGCCUUGGUUUCGAGGCAGCAAAUGACUCAAACACCCAAUUCCAGUUAUCAAAGUGUAAAAAUUAUACCAGCAUAAAUAUAAGUGAUCUGAGUGAAAGUAAUUUAAAUUUACGAAAUAACUCAUGCAUAGGGCUAUUAAACAAACGCCUCAUUAUUUUAUCUUGUGAAUUUGAAAAGAAUGUGCCGUCUCAAAGUGUUGGAUUUGUAAACAAGUGUUGCCCACAGGGAUUUAUUUACGUUUCCGAAAAUAAUUCAUGCACACUUGGUGAAAACGAUUUCUUUGUUUAUUCUUCUAUCAUCAGCAGUCCAAUUAUAUUUUUUGAUAACGCCUUAAACUGUUCGGACAACAAAGUGUUGGUGGAAUAUACGGUGUCCUCGAAAACAGUGCAAUUUAUUAACAAUUCGCUUGUUUGGAGAGAUGGAUCAAAUAGUUUGCCAAGAUCAAUGUACUGCAUCGAAGCUAUUUUUGACUUGGAUGUUUCGAAAAUAAGGAAAGCUUCGGAUCAAAAAUAUCUGGUUCGAGCUUGUCAGGAACCUAACAUUUGCCAAAAAGUGCCGUGCAUUCGACGAUGUUGUGCCGAAGGUGAAAUGUAUGCGAAAGGAAAUUUUAGUACUUACUGUAAAAAUGAUGGGACCGAUAUGAAAUUCGAAGGUUUCCAGAAUUUAAAUAUAAACGCUAACUUUACGAAACCUACAGAUUUCGGAAUUAUUCAUGGUUUACAGUGCCAAAAAUUUCGCUUAGAUCCAGAUAAUUUUCCAGAUGAUGGUCAUAUAAUAAGUUCUUCCAAUGGCUCACUUAUUAUUCUAAAUACUUUGAAAAUGUAUACAAAUACUCAGUACUGCUUGGAAAGGGUUAGACCCAAUCAAAAGCUUUAUACAUUUCUAUGUUUUGACACAAAGGUAGUGGGCAGUGACCGGAUUCGCUUUAAAAUGUAUCCCAUUGGUCUUUUAAUAUCUUGCUGCUUUUAUGCACUUACUUUGAUUGUAUAUAUAUCGAUAGCUAAAUUGCGAAAUCUCCCCGGGAAAAUCCUAAUUUGCCUUGUAAGCAGUUUGUUUUCCGCAUAUCUUGGAAUUGCCUUGGGUCAGUUAAAGCCCACAUCCAAUGACGACAUCUGUUUCUUUUCUGGCUUUUUUGUAUACUUCUGUUUAAUGGCUGCAUUUUCUUGGAUGAAUAUUACUUCAUUUGAUAUAUGGAGAACAUUUGGGUCAACAAAACUUAAAAGCUGCGAAAAAAGUGACCUUAGGAGACAAUUUAUUUGGUAUUCUUGUUAUGGUUGGGGACUUCCAACGUUGCUAACUACUAUAACAAUAGCAUUUACAAAAUCUGACAUAUUACCAGAUGUAGUCAGACCAAAUUUUGGACACGGUCGUUGCUGGUUUACAUAUGAUUCCUUUGGCUCAGCAAGCUUAUUGUUCUUUUCGGGCCCAGUUGGUAUUCUUUUUAUAUUCAACCUAGUCCUGUUCGUGCUUACGAUGAAAUAUUGCAACAAAGUGAAAAAUGAAAUAUACAAGAUGCAAAGUUUAAACAGUGAUAAACCAGUAUUGAAAAGAAGAUUUUUUCAGGACAAAACCAGAUUUGUUAUGAACACUAAAUUAUGCUUUGUUAUGGGUAUAACUUGGCUAUUGGAAAUAGUGAGCAUUUUGUUCUACGAUCAUAAGAAAACAUUUUUCUGGACCAUCAGCGACUCGUUUAAUGUCCUUCUUGGAAUAUUUGUUUUCAUCAUAUUCGUUUUUAAACGCAGAAUUUACAAUGAAAUUUUAAUUAAGAUCGGCUUACAGUCAAGCCCCAGCACUACAUCGAUUAGAACCCGUGUAGGUGUGACCAAAAUCGUAUGCCGCAACUAGCACAGCGAUGACUACUCUCAAAUCUUCUCCAGGCAGUUGUGAGUUGAUCCGCAAAUCCUCACCGAAACCAGAAAAUGAAGUUAUGCUUUAGAUACUCUAAGAACUUAUUAACUAUUUGUAAUUUGUAGAGCCUUACGAAACUA